AUGGCAAAGUAUAAGGCCAGGUUAGUCGUGAAGGGGUACAAGCAAAAACCCGGGAUCGACUAUGAAGAGAUAUUUGCUCCUGUCAUCUGCAUGGAAGCGAAGUCUAUCUCAUUGGAAUGUUGCUCUUAUUUACGAGUCAUUUAUGAGUUUAUUCAAGAGUCAUGUAUAAAGCCUACAUUAAGUGUUUCACCUUCAAAUUUAUCCCAUCAAUUGCCGCCGUCCCCGUCUCCUUCGCCCACCGAAUGCGGAGACUUCUCGUAUUGCCCCAGCGACGAGACGUGCUAUUGCCUCUUUGAGUUCUACGAUCUCUGCCUAAUUUACAGCUGUUGUCCUUAUGAGAAUGUGGUGUGUUGCACCGGGACCGGCGAUUGCUGCCCGAGUAAUUAUCCGAUCUGUGAUGUUGAAGAGGGACUGUGUCUCAGGAAUGUUGGAGAUUACUUGGGAGUCGCCUCAAGGAGGCGAAAGAUGGCAAAGCACAAACUCCCGUGGAAUCGGUUUGAAGAAAACCAGAACAAGAUUUACCGACCAUUGGUGUGGAAGAGGAACCGUCUCGCGGCAAUUCGCUGACCACUAGGGAAGCGCCAAAUGGGCCGAACAUCUGUCAGUUUUGAUACUAGUAAUCGUCGGCA
Syzygium oleosum is the source of this 629-nucleotide messenger RNA. RefSeq lists its product as uncharacterized. The transcript is spliced from 4 exons. NCBI's taxonomy places the organism in Eukaryota, Viridiplantae, Streptophyta, Magnoliopsida, Myrtales, Myrtaceae. Bases 1 to 567 code for a protein of 188 amino acids. The record is from RefSeq and is a predicted model, not a curated record.